UAUAAUAGAAUAAUUAUAAUGUUGAAAUUAUUAUUUAUCAUAUUGAUUCUGAUAGUUGUUAUAGUAAGUUGGCUACACUGCAAGACAGGCUAGAGAAGGUUAGACGCUAGGCAGUCUAGAAAACUAGUAUGAUCCUCUUGAACUUUAUAAUGUAUUCAAAUAAACAUGUUAAUAAUCAUUACUUAUGUUUUAUUUAUUGAGUGAACACAUAACAUGGCGCAGUCGGUACUUAGUUUUGAGUUCCUAGUGAAUUGAUUGUGUUACGCUGUGAAUACGUAAACUGGAUUUACAACUACAAUCUACAAUGGCGGCUUCUUGUAAUGUCCCAGCUAAGUUGUGCCUUGAUGGCAACCUAAGUGAAAACUGGAAAAAAUUUGAACAGUCCUUUCAAAUUUAUCUUUUAGCCUCCGGACUUGACGGAUCAAGUGAAGAACGUAAAGUUGCCUUACUUUUGAACUUGAUAGGGGAAGAUGCUUUAGUCGUCUACAAUACAAUUUGUGAUGAAAAAGACAAAAAACUACAAGAUGUGCUUAAUCGAUUUAAAAAUUAUUGUAACCCAAAAAAGAACAUUCUACAUGCUAGAUUCCUAUUCAGUGAAAGAAAACAACGAGACGGUGAGGAUUUUGCUUCAUUUUACACUCAUGUGAAAGUAUUAAUACAGGACUGUGAAUUUGAGAAUGUCGACGAGAUGCUCCGUGAUAAGCUAGUUUUUGGCUCCAAUAACAAUGAAAUAAAAUCGAAAAUGAUUAAAGAAGGCAAUCCCAAGUUGGAUGAUGUGGUGCAGACCUUCAGGCUUGCUGAUAUCUCUUCCAAGCAAGUAGAACAGAUUUUAUCUAAACCUAACCUCGAAAUAAUUCACUCUAGUAAUGUACAUGACAAGAAAAUGAACUAUCAACAACCUUCUGAUAGUGGUCAAACAUUGAUAAACUGUAAUCGAUGUGGCUAUAAUCAUGCUCGUGGACGUUGCCCAGCUUAUAAUAAGACUUGUGCCAAGUGCCAAGGCAAAAAUCAUUUUGCAAAAAUGUGUAAAACAACCAAGCCUAAUGAUCGACAACGCAAAGUACACUGUAUUGACACACAAGAAAAUGAUGACAACACUGACUACUUCUGUGGCUCUCUGAGUAUUUCAUCAAUUCAAUCUAAGGCAUGGUUCCAAUCUGUAAGAGUUGAGGAUACAUUGGACAUCGACUUCAAACUCGACCCCGGCGCUGAUGUCAACAUUCUACCAAAUCCAAUCUACAAGGAAUUGAAGAAAAAACUUGGUCACUUUCUAACAACUUCACCUUGUGAAUCCCGCCUUGAAAGCUGGAAUGGCAUGCACACCGAUGUGGACUUUACAGUUUGUUUAAACAUUUCAGUCAAUGGACAAAUAGGAGAAGAAAAAUUUUAUGUUGCUGGUAAUGAACUCUCAGUUCCAAUUUUAAGUCGAGACUGCUGUACUAAGUACAAUUUGGUCAAAAGGAUUGCAGAAUCAACAAUGACCUCAAAUCAAGACUUCAAUCAGAGACCAGCAAGGAUCCUCUCUUGAGAAGUUUGAUCCAAUAUUUUCAAAAUGGUUGGCCCAAUUCUAAGAACAAAGUAACACCUGAUGCAAGGUAUUAUUAUGAUUUCAAAAACGUUAUUAGUGUAGAAGAUUCAAUUGUAUAUCUGGACAACAGAUUGAUAGUUCCUCUAUCUUUAAAAAAUUGCAUUUUGAGCAAGCUUCAUGAGUCACACCAAGGUAUGACAAAAACAAAAUCUCGUGCUAAAAGUAUUUUUUAUUGGCGUAACAUGAAUUUAGACAUAGAACAUUUUAUUGGAAAUUGUACAGUUUGUAAAAAUUCUCAAGGAACAAUGUUAAAGAGCCAUGUAUCUUAGGGAGCAACCAAAAUUACCUUUUGAAACGGUAGCUUGUGACAUUUUGAAUUAUGCUAAUUCUGAUUAUUUAGUUUUAAUUGACAUGUUUUCUAAAUGGAUUGAGUUAGUUAAACUUUCAACAAAAACAGCAGAUUCAAUUAUCAAAGUGUUGAAAGUUAUAUUUUCUGUUCAUGGUAUUCCAUCCACACUGUAUGCUGACAAUAUGCCAUUCAAUUCCUUUAAGUUUAGUGAAUUUGCUGUAGAGUGGAACUUCAAAGUCAUAUUUUCAAGUCCACAUUACCAUCAAAGCAAUGGCCUUGCUGAAAAAGCAGUUGGUAUCUGCAAGUUAAUGUUAAAAAAAUGUGUUGAUAGUUCAUCAGACAUAAAUCUAAUGCUCCUGGAUUAUCGAAAUACUCCAGUUGUAGGGACCAACUUUUCGCCUUCACAGUUACUUUUUAGUAGGAUCUGUAAGACAAAACUUCCAAUUCGUCAUGAGCUCUUAGUUCCUCAACUGGUACAUGAUUUUCAUUCCACAUUGGUAAAGAAUGCUCUCAAAUCAAAGAUGUAUUAUGAUAGGACAUCUAAAGUUCGUAAAGAUGUCUUCCGAAGUGGCCAACACAUUGUUUAUAAAAACGAUAGGGAGGGUAAAGAGUGGUAUCCUGCUCAAAUUGUACGUGCUGGUAAUACCCCUAGAACCUUUAUUAUCAAAGAUGAAAAUGGUCGGGAGAAAGUAAGAAAUACAAUGUUUCUUAAGGAUGCUAAUGGUUUUAAUGAUUGUGUUAUGGAUAAUGUUAAUGAUAGUAGUAAUGCCAAUGUUUGUAGACAAAAAUUCUGGUCUGGAGAGCAAAGGUCUGUCACAUUAACUGGACCCAAAGUUCCUGUAAGGGAGCACAGGCCACUUCGAGUAAUUGCACGCCCUUCAUAUUUGAAUGAUUAUAUUUAAACUUGAGAAGGGAGAUGUUAUAUAAUAGAAUAAUUAUAAUGUUGAAAUUAUUAUUUAUCAUAUUGAUUCUGAUAGUUGUUAUAGUAAGUUGGCUACACUGCAAGACAGGCUAGAGAAGGUUAGACGCUAGGCAGUCUAGAAAACUAGUAUGAUCCUCUUGAACUUUAUAAUGUAUUCAAAUAAACAUGUUAAUAAUCAUUA
Messenger RNA from Nilaparvata lugens (brown planthopper), 2980 nucleotides. RefSeq lists its product as uncharacterized. The record is from RefSeq and is a predicted model, not a curated record. Bases 305 to 1528 code for a protein of 407 amino acids. NCBI's taxonomy places the organism in Eukaryota, Metazoa, Arthropoda, Insecta, Hemiptera, Delphacidae. The transcript is spliced from 2 exons.